Molecule: messenger RNA, 2452 nt
Organism: Rhinolophus ferrumequinum (greater horseshoe bat)
Lineage: Eukaryota; Metazoa; Chordata; Mammalia; Chiroptera; Rhinolophidae
Gene: DNAI2
Product: dynein axonemal intermediate chain 2
Exons: 12
Coding region: 7-1809 (600 amino acids)
Biological process (GO): cilium movement; outer dynein arm assembly
Cellular component (GO): outer dynein arm
Molecular function (GO): dynein heavy chain binding; dynein light chain binding
Source: RefSeq, a predicted model, not a curated record
GAUACCAUGGAGAUCGUGUACGUGUACGUCAAGAAGCGAAGCGAGUUCGGGAAGCAAUGCCACUUCUCCGACAGCAAAGCAGAACUGAAUAUUGACAUCCCGCCCAACCCCCAGCUGGCCGAGCAGUUCAUGGAGCGGAACCCCGUGGACAAGGGCAUCCAGUGCUCCGUCAGCAUGUCGGAACACGAGGCCAACACAGAGCGGUUCGAGAUGGAGACCCGGGGGGUCAACCACAUCGAGGGGGGCUGGCCCAAGGAUGUAAACCCCUUGGAGCUGGAGCAGACAAUCCGCUUCCGGAAGAAGGUGGAGAAGGACGAGAACUACGUGAACACCAUCAUGCAGCUGGGCUCGAUCAUGGAGCACUGCAUCAAGCAGAAUAAUGCCAUCGACAUAUACCAGGAAUAUUUUGAUGACGAGGAAGUGGUAGAAGUCACAGAAGAGGCGCCCUCAGCCAAAACCAUCAACGUUUUCAGGGAUCCCCAGGAAAUCAAGCGAUCAGCCACACACCUCUCCUGGCACCCCGAUGGCAACAGAAAGUUGGCAGUGGCAUAUUCUUGCUUGAAUUUUCAACGGGCACCUGAAGGCAUGAGCCAUGAGUCAUACAUCUGGGAUCUGGAAAACCCUAACAAGCCUGAGAUUGUCCUGAAGCCGUCUUCUCCUCUUGUCACCUUGGAGUACAACCCCAAAGAUUCCCACGUGCUCCUGGGAGGCUGCUACAACGGGCAGAUUGCCUGUUGGGACACCCGGAAGGGCAGCUUGGUGGCAGAGCUGUCCACUGUUGAGUUCAGCCACCGAGACCCCGUGUACGGCUCCAUCUGGCUGCAGUCAAAGACGGGCACUGAGUGCUUCUCGGCGUCCACGGAUGGGCAGGUCAUGUGGUGGGAUAUUCGAAAGUUGAGUGAGCCCACUGAGGUGGUGAUCAUGGAUAUUACCAGGAAGGAGCAAUUGGAAAAUGCCUUGGGGGCCAUCUCCCUGGAAUUCGAGUCUACUUUGCCAACCAAGUUCAUGGUGGGCACUGAGCAAGGCGUUGUCAUCUCCUGCAACCGCAAGGCCAAGACGUCGGCCGAGAAGAUCGUGUGCACCUUCUCUGGCCACCACGGCCCCAUCUACGCCCUCCAGAGAAACCCGUUCUACCCGAAGAAUUUCCUGACCGUUGGCGACUGGACUGCCCGCAUCUGGUCAGAGGACAGCCGGGAGUCGUCCAUCAUGUGGACCAAGUACCACAUGGCCUACCUCACUGACGGCGCCUGGAGCCCAGUGAGACCGGCAGUUUUCUUCACCACCAAGAUGGACGGGACCCUGGAUAUCUGGGACUUUGUGUUCAAGCAGUGUGACCCCGCCCUCAGCCUGAAGGUGUGUGAUGAGGCACUCUUCUGCCUCCGGGUGCAAGACAAUGGGUGUUUCAUCGCCUGUGGCUCCCAGCUGGGGACAACCACACUGCUGGAGGUAUCGAAUGGGCUGUAUACCCUCCAGAGAAAUGAGAAGAACACGGCCUCUUCCAUAUUUGAGCGUGAGACCCGUCGGGAGAAGAUUCUGGAGGUAAGGCACCGAGAGAUGCGGCUGAAGGAGAAAAGCAAAGCGGAGGGCAAGGAUGACGAGCUGAGGGAGGAGGUGCCCUCCAUAAACCUGGAGGAGCUGGUCUCCAAGGCCGAGGAGGAGUUCUUCAACAUCAUCUUCACGGAGCUGAAGAAGAAGGAGACGGCAGCCAUGAAGCCCAAACCUAAACAACGUAAGAUGGAGGGAGAUGAGGAGGUGGAGGAACAGGACGAGGAAGAAAAAGAAGGGGCCUCUGAAGAGACUCCAGCCUAGAAGGUCAGCCUUGCCUACGGCCCCCUCAACCAUGUGCCUCCAUCUCCCACCUCUUGGCACUGCCCUGGUUUUACAAGUGGGAGGCUGACCUCCUCCCUUACAGUGUUACUGGGGUGAGGGCAGGGGGAGCAAAGGGGCCCCGACCCAGCCCCCACGACCCACAGAUUGCUGGCCCACACUAACUCACUGACCCCUGUCCUCAGCAACCCCUGGGAGGGGAGAAGGGGCAGGGUGCAUCCCUGAGAUGGGUGCCCCUGUCUCAGCCACGCCGGCCAGCUCCACCUCAGGUCCCACACAGCUGUCAGCCUGGCCCUGCACGUUCCUUUGAUUCAGCUUCUCAAGGGCUUUCCCUCCAUCAUUUUCCUUCACAAGCUUGCAAAGCCUCACUGGGCUUGUCGCAGCCGAGACAGGGCCUUGGACAGAGCUGGGGGCGAGGUCUCUCCUUCUCCCUUCUUCACCCUCCCUGUCCACAGACAACCCAAGGAACAGAAAGCCUGUCCACUCUAAGACGUCUUUCCAAGCAACUCUCCCAGCCAUGUUUACCUCCAAGAACGUGAGAGUAGAUCAAUGAAUCGAGCUUGGUUAUUCUUAUGCUCUGCAAGCUUUCUAUUAUCUUAAUUCUUGUAAAAUUAAAUUAAUAAUA